Messenger RNA from Symbiodinium sp. CCMP2592, 2043 nucleotides. The record is from the annotation of a GenBank genome assembly. NCBI's taxonomy places the organism in Eukaryota, Dinophyceae, Suessiales, Symbiodiniaceae.
AUGCCGGUUGCUAGAGAGGGCUGGGGUCACUUCCCACCUGUCUUACGUGAGGGUUUGCAAGCUGCUUAUGGACAUCCGCUUGUUGCUUGGGAGCUCCUUGAUAGCGACGAGGGGCUGGAGGAUUUAUUGGCGGCUGCAAAUCUUUCAGAUCCAGAGGUUACUUCGGCAUGCCGUGAUGCGUUGCGGAAGCUUCGGGAUACUGGAGCAGGGGCCAAGAGACAAGCAUACUUCCGGCAAUGCACCCUCAUGCGGUGCCCCAGGCUGCCGGGUUCGUCUGAUGAGCUACGAAUUAUGCAAGACUGUUUUCAGGACAUUUCUUCGGUGGUAGGACAAGUCCAGAAGAAUCGCCGUCGAAGUCACCUGGGCAUGUCCCUCCAGGCGGGCAUAGAUGAUCCUGAACAGCUGGAGCAAAAGGAACGUGGUAGGUGGCAGCAUGUUCUGGCAGGUUAUAUUGAGGAGGCUGAUCUUCCUGUUAUGGAGCUCAUUCGUUCAAGUGAGACACCCUCUCAGGUCUGGUCCAGGAUUUUUGGUAGCCGCCGUGCCAAGACACUGAGGAAUCGGGCUAAAACUUGGAAGGGUUUUCAUUUGUGGCUUACGUUGGUGAAGAGAACCUCCUGGCCUCAGAGUGUACUGGAUGUUACAGAUUAUCUGGAGCAUCGUAUUGCCGAAGGAUGUGGUGUCAGUGUCCCUAGGGAUGUACUCUCUUCACUGUCUCUGCUGGAGAACGUGGGAAGGAUUGCAGGGGACGGCCGUCUCGGAUCGGAUCCCACACUGAACGAUAUGGCUAAGGCAAUGGGGGAGGAGCUGGAGAGAGGCGCGCCGCCCAAGAAACCAGCUAAGUUGUGCACUGUUGCAAUGCUUAUCUCCAUGGAAUUGCUUGUUAUCGACGAUGAAGCGGCGCCCUUCAUGCGCAUUCUGGCAUGGGUCGGGCUGCUUAUGCAUUGGGGAACCCUUCGUACUGAUGACGUGCAAUGGUUGGAUGUCUGCCGCAUGGUCUUCACGGAUAAUGGGCUCACUCUUGUUUUGAGGCGCUCCAAGACGACGGGGCCCGGGAAGAAGGCUAGGGAGGUUCCGGUCUUUAUUCUCCGGACCCUCUCCCUGUCUGGUCAUGAUUGGCUUCGUGUAGGAUUGGAGCUAUUUCAGCAGCCAGCGUUUUACUGGGAACGCCCCUACUUUGUGGCUGCACCCACUAAGGACUAUUCAGGAUGUGUCCGAAAGUUUCUCAAGCCAGAGCAGCUCUCAUUGCACCUUAGGGGCUUGUACACGCAUUUGCUGGGGCCACGUUUCGAUGGCUCAGUCUGGAAGGCUGAUGAUUUCUAUUUGGUUCCUGUGGAUGUUCAGAGUUUCUGGAGUGGGCAUUCUGCCCGCCACUGGCUACCUUCCUGGGGUACAGCGCUGGGGGUUCCGAAGUGCGACCUGGACUAUUUAGGCCGGUGGCAGGCAGGAGCGCAUCAGAGCAUGGAGUACGUCGUUAAGGCACGGGAGGUUGUCUAUCGUGUCCAGAAGCGUGUGAAUGAAGCACUCUGCCUGGGACACGAGUCUGUUAGUGAGCUCGAACUUUUCGAGGAUCUCAAGCGGUACUGUGCCGACCGAGGUGUGAGUUCUUUGCGAGGGGUGACAGGUCAUCAAAUCUGGCGAAGGUCUGAUGCAGGGCACUUGGCUCUCUUGACACGCUUCCCACUGCUUAUUGCUACCCUGGCAGUCGAUGAUAGAGCUGAGGCAGCGUUGGUAGCCGGCUCAGAACCUGUGUCAAAUCAGGAGGGCCGCUUCUGGUAUUCGAUUUCCAGGCGCACGGGCUUCAGGCGUUUGCACCUUACCAACGGGUGCGGUGUGCUUCCAUGGUCGGUGCACGAAGCAGUUUUCGUUGCUUCGGUAGAGGAGGCCAAGGCAGAUGCAUGGUGUAAGAUUUGCCAGAGAAAGAUCGCAGAGGAAGGAGGCUCUGCUUCCUCCUCCUCUGGUAGCUCCAGUAGCACGGCUACGGAGGAGAGUGAAGGGGCUGCUGAGGAGGGCAAUCUUCAGGAUGGGCCGCCUUCCUUUGAGUGA